UAUUCUUUGCACAACGCAUCAGAUCCACACAUAUUCAUUUACGUAAUUUUUAGUUUGUAAAUACGACGGACGGUGUAUUUCAAUGAUCUGUUGACACCAUCGGAAGGUUAGUUUAACGUUAGUUUUGCUAUCCGAGGGAAAAAUACGAUUUUCUCGAUGGUUUUCCCUUUAACAUACAUCUGUAAGGGGUGGCCUUUCUAUUUAUGAACACAUUAUCAAGUGUUGGUUUGACUUAAAAUCCGAUUGUAAGGACAAUUGUAAGGAUAUAUUCGGACAUGGGUGAAAAGACGACCAUAGCUGAACUGAAGAACAUCAUGGUAAAAGUUCAAGUUCCCAUGGAAGACUACACUGUAAUUCAGCCUGGCCUCAUAAUCGGCGGAAUAACCACAGCCAAAAACACUGAAGUACUAACAAAACUGGGAGUAACUCACAUCAUCAAUUGUGCCUAUGAUCCGACUGGCAAAGGAAACUUUAUUUACGUGGACACAAACGAAGACUACUACAUCCAACGUGACUUCAAGUGCAUCUAUUUGGGUGUAAGAGCCGCAGAUACAGCCCGAUUCAAUAUUUCCAAGUUUUUCUACAGUGUGGCCGAUUUUAUUGACAACGCGAUUAAGGAUAAUGGAAUCGUCUACGUUCACUGUUACAUGGCAAUAAGUCGUUCAGCUGUUCUUGUCAUUGCAUACUAUAUGAUUAAGCACGAUAUGACCCUGAAGGAAGCAGUAAUCUUUCUCAGGAAAAAGAGAGAAAUAUUCCCGAACGAUGGUUUUUUAGUGCAACUAAUGGAACUCGAUGAGGAGCUCCGAAAUCAAAAAAGUUAACAUGGAAUCCGUCACUUUAACUUAAGACGUAAUGCUCAAGGAUAUUGAUUAGAAAUUUUAUUAUAAAAGCAGAAUGAUUGCAGUCAUACAUCACUGCUGUUUGAUUUUAGCUAUAGAUUCAUACUGUUUCCACUCCAAAAUGA
Molecule: messenger RNA, 964 nt
Organism: Bradysia coprophila
Lineage: Eukaryota; Metazoa; Arthropoda; Insecta; Diptera; Sciaridae
Product: dual specificity protein phosphatase 3-like
Biological process (GO): protein dephosphorylation; negative regulation of MAPK cascade
Cellular component (GO): cytoplasm
Molecular function (GO): MAP kinase phosphatase activity; protein tyrosine/serine/threonine phosphatase activity
Source: RefSeq, a predicted model, not a curated record